AUGGCGCACACCUACAACGGUGGUUGCUUGGCUCAUUUCAACUGUUCUCUCUUUCACCAGGCACUAGGCCCAUUAUGCCCCUACCUCUCGCUUGGUCCGCGAGUUGACGGCGCCUACGAGAAGUGGAUGGCAUUCGAAGACCCGAGACGGGGUCCGUGCCGAAGGGGACUCGAAGUGAUGAGAGAGGCAAAUCUGAGGCCGGGCGGCAGCACCACAGAUUUGCUGGCUCCCGGUAUGUCUCAUUCAACCGGCAACUUUGGUGGAGGAGAACUUCGACUGACAGCUGGCACCAAGGCUCGUAUGCCACAUGAACGGCCCAGGCGGCUGAGUUUCAACGAAUCUCUUGCUCUAACAGUGAUGUAG
Messenger RNA from Protopolystoma xenopodis, 363 nucleotides. Lineage: Eukaryota; Metazoa; Platyhelminthes; Monogenea; Polystomatidea; Polystomatidae. The record is from the annotation of a GenBank genome assembly.